AUGAAGACGUCGUCGUUCAGAUCACUGUCAGUCGGCUUGUUCCUCUUACUAUCAGUUAGCUCCCUUCAGAGCGACCCCCAGCAAAGCUACUUGAUCAACUAUCCAACACAUCCACUCAUAAAUCCUCGAAUACAGCCGCUGGAAGUAGUACAGGACCAGUACAGUGUUCCUAGUAUCCAAAGGCCUGUAAAAUACUCGACCGAAUACGUAUCCAAAUCCUUCCCUGCUUACGAGCCAAACUACUUCCGCAGCGAUACAUCAUGGUAUCCUGCGAGUGUACCUGAGACAAAGUAUCGGCAGGACAACAGAUACUAUGAGUACCAGAAUUUUGCAUCGAGCAAUCAAGAGACGAAAGAAAACAGGGAUACGAGACAAGACAGUUUCAGACAAGAGGAAGAUUCGGAAAGUGUCUUGAAGGAAAAGGAAAUCACGAGGAACAUGAAUAUCCUUGAUAAAUUGCUAUCGGAGGAUUCGAACGAGAAGGAUCUAGAGAACAAUGGAUUGGAGGAGAAGAUUUUGUCCGAGGAGACGAAAAGGGUCGCCAGGCAAAUUAGGAAACAGAGGCCCGGAUUCUUUUGGACCCUCGCCAGAGUCACGUUCGAAGCCUUCAACGACACAAAAUCAGCCUUCCAGCAGAUCAGCGAGAUCAUCAACAACGGAAUUGCCCCGGAUUCGGCCACGCAGAGUUCCAUGCCAAGAGGUUCUCUCACAGUUAUUGGUGCCACAUCCCCGCCAAGGGACAUGACAGCUGUCAAUGAAACAGAAACAACCACAAUGUUACCUGCAACGACUACAGAGGCGCCGCCUUUCGUUCUCACUCGAGGCAGUCUUCAAACUCUGAUCAGACGGAACGUCUUGGGUCUGGUUCGAUUGUUCAACAUCGAGUGGAGAGACGCAUUAAACCAAUCGGAAGUCAAUGUGAGAGAAUUCCGAAAGGACCUCGGCAACCAGGUGGGCACCUUCCUCCAGGACAAUCCAAACGCGUACUGA
Molecule: messenger RNA, 990 nt
Organism: Dufourea novaeangliae
Lineage: Eukaryota; Metazoa; Arthropoda; Insecta; Hymenoptera; Halictidae
Exons: 3
Coding region: 1-990 (329 amino acids)
Source: RefSeq, a predicted model, not a curated record